This is a messenger RNA of Galeopterus variegatus (Sunda flying lemur), 933 nucleotides long. Its product is annotated as olfactory receptor 2A14-like. The transcript is spliced from 2 exons. NCBI's taxonomy places the organism in Eukaryota, Metazoa, Chordata, Mammalia, Dermoptera, Cynocephalidae. The record is from RefSeq and is a predicted model, not a curated record. Gene Ontology annotation, molecular function: olfactory receptor activity; G protein-coupled receptor activity. Gene Ontology annotation, biological process: G protein-coupled receptor signaling pathway. Gene Ontology annotation, cellular component: membrane. The coding region runs from base 1 to 933 and encodes 310 amino acids.
AUGGGAGGCAACCAGACAUGGAUCACAGAAGUCACACUGCUCGGAUUCCAGGUCGAUCCAGCACUGGAGUUUUCCCUUUUUGGACUUUUCUCUCUCUUAUAUGCGCUCACCCUGCGGGGGAAUGGGGUCAUUCUAGGGCUUAUUUGCCUGGACACCAGACUGCACACCCCCAUGUACUUCUUCCUCUCACACCUGGCCAUUGUUGAUAUGUCCUACGCUUCCGACAAUGUCCCCAAGAUGCUGACAAAUCUUGUGAACCAGAAAAGAACCAUCUCCUUUGUUCCAUGUAUAAUGCAGACAUUCUUGUGUUUGGCUUUUGCUCACAUAGAGUGUGUGAUCCUGGUGGUGAUGUCCUAUGACAGAUAUGUGGCCAUUUGCCACCCCCUACAUUACACUGUCAUCAUGAGCUGGAGAGGGUGUAUUAUUCUGGCUUUCUCUUCCUGGGUGUUUAGCUUUUUCUUGGCCCUGGUCCAUCUACUUCUGAUCUUGAGGUUGCCCUUCUGUGGGCCUCAUGAAAUCAACCACUUCUUCUGUGAAAUCCUGUCUGUGCUCAAGCUGGCCUGUGCUGACACCUGGCUCAACCAAGUGGUCAUCUUUGUAGCCUGUGUGUUUGUCCUAGUGGGGCCCCUUUGUUUGGUGCUGGUCUCCUACUCACACAUCCUGGUCGCCAUCCUGAGGAUCCGGUCAGGGGAGGGCCGCAGGAAGGCCUUCUCCACCUGCUCCUCCCACCUCUGUGUGGUCGGGCUCUUCUUCGGCAGCGCCAUUGUCAUGUACAUGGCCCCCACAUCCCACCAUCCUGAGGAGCAGCAGAAGAUCUUGUCUUUGUUUUACAGCCUUGUCAACCCUAUGCUGAACCCCCUAAUCUACAGCCUCCGGAAUGUGGAGGUCAAGGGUGCCCUGAGGAGAGCUCUGUGGAAGGAGAGGCCCAUGUGA